AUGAACAAAGAACGAAUUUCAGAAGGCCAGGAUGUUUCUAAAUGGAAAGUUAUUUAUCCUUUAUAUUUGAAUAGUAAUAACACAAAGUCCGGUGGUAGGCUAACCUCUUUAAUUCACUCCGUAGAAAAUCCAACAGUUGCAGAAAUGGCUGAAGUAUGUAUUCAAUUGGGAAUACCUUGUAAGCUUGAAAGCAAGAGACACCCUAGAGACUACAGAAAUCUUGGAAGAAUUAGAUUUCGGCUUUUUGAUGAUGGUGGGAAGGCCUUUAAUGACGGAAUUUUUACGAAAAAAAUGCUGCUUGAUCAAAUCGGGAGAAUGAUACCCAAAUUAAAAAAUAGACAAAUUGUCGCAUUCUCUAUUAGAGAUAAUAUUGAUCCAAAACAUAACAAAGCAAAUAACGAUGAAACUCAAACUGAAAAUAAUGGAAAAAUGAGAGAAGCAACACACUCUGUAGCUUCUAGCAGUGCAAGCAUAAAUUCAAACAAUGGAAAGAGUAAUUUAAAAAAAAAAAAUAAGAAGUUUUAG
Cryptosporidium ubiquitum is the source of this 525-nucleotide messenger RNA. Its product is annotated as SRP19 domain-containing protein. Gene Ontology annotation, cellular component: signal recognition particle, endoplasmic reticulum targeting. Gene Ontology annotation, molecular function: 7S RNA binding. Gene Ontology annotation, biological process: SRP-dependent cotranslational protein targeting to membrane, signal sequence recognition; SRP-dependent cotranslational protein targeting to membrane. The record is from RefSeq and is a predicted model, not a curated record. The transcript has a single exon. Lineage: Eukaryota; Apicomplexa; Conoidasida; Eucoccidiorida; Cryptosporidiidae. Bases 1 to 525 code for a protein of 174 amino acids.